AUGCAGAAAGUUCAGUUGUGGAAAAGUGGCUGGCAGCUUCUGAAAUCUGGCUUUGAAGGAGCGUCAAGUCGACUGAACAAGAAUGCUCCAUCCUUACGUUCCUACUGCCAGAGCUCCGGUUCUUUUGGGCUCCUCUUUGAUAUCGACGGGGUGCUGGUUCGGGGCAGGACUCCGAUCCCUGCUGCUAAAGAAUGCUUCAGGAAACUAGUGGAUCAGGAUGGGAAAUACAAAGUGCCUGUGGUGUUUGUUACGAAUGCUGGGAAUUGCAUGCGGCAGACCAAAGCUGAACACCUGUCACAACUGCUGGACACGGAGAUUUCCCCGGACCAGGUGAUGCUGUCCCACAGUCCUUUGCGCAUGUUCACGCAGUUCCAUAAGAUGUGUGUGCUGGUGUCUGGCCAGGGUCCGGUAGAAGAGGUGGCUCACAAUCUGGGGUUUGAAGACGUUGUGACCAUGGACAUGCUCAGAGAUGGAUAUCCACUCUUAGACGUUGUGGAUCACGAUAGACGGCCUAAAGAUACGAUACCACCAACAAAAGGGCUACAGAAAAUAGAUGCUGUCAUUUUAUUCGGUGAGCCGGUCAGAUGGGAGACAAACCUCCAGUUGAUAGUUGAUGUCCUCUUGACGAACGGCAGCCCUGACCACAACUGGAACACGGUGCAAUACCCUCACAUCCCUGUUCUCGCCUGCAACAUGGACCUCUUGUGGAUGGCGGAGGCAAAAAAUCCACGAUUUGGGCAUGGCAUGUUCCUGGUGUGUUUGGAGAGUUUGUAUAAAAAGAUUACAGGUUAUGACUUGAAGUAUGAAGCCCUGAUCGGUAAACCAAGUGUGGUGACUUACAACUACGCAGAGCUGCUCAUUAGACAACAGGCUGAGGGACUGGGAUGGACCAAACCUGUCAAGAGGUUAUAUGCGAUAGGUGACAAUCCAAUGGCGGACAUUUAUGGUGCCAAUCUCUACAAUCACUACCUCAAAAUAGCUCAUCAAACCGAAGUACAGAUGAAGGAUAAAGCCGGGUCUGGGGAAGCCUCUUCAUCUUCUUCUUCUUCAGGACUGGGGAGGUCUGCGUUAGAACCAGGGCAGGAGCUUCCGGAGGGCUGCAGAUCCGUCUUGGUUUGUACUGGAGUGUACAGCAGAGACCAGGAGGAGCUGCCCUCAGACGCCUCUGAAGUCACCGAGCAGAGAAUCUUUCACGGUCACAGGGACUUCCGCUUUGAUCCCAGCCUCACGCAACCAUCGUUUGUGGUGGAGGAUGUGAAAGAGGCGGUGGAGCUCGUGUUUGAGCAGGAAGGCCGCUCCCUGUAG
Knipowitschia caucasica is the source of this 1305-nucleotide messenger RNA. NCBI's taxonomy places the organism in Eukaryota, Metazoa, Chordata, Actinopteri, Gobiiformes, Gobiidae. The record is from the annotation of a GenBank genome assembly.